GUCUGGUUCAAGAAUCGCCGCGCUAAGGCCCGGCAGCAGAAGAAAUCGCAACAGAACAGCUCCGGCGGUAGCAGCGGUUCAUCUUCGACUGAAGGAAACAACUCCACUGCUGAUGCUGAUGUGAAUAUUAAGUCUGAAGAACCAAGCGAGACAACAUUGAGCGAACAUUCGCAAAGCCCUUGUCCUGAGGAUAAAACGCCUUCAAGCACUAACUAUUUGAGUACAGCUGCAUCGCCAAAUAACUACGCCGCCACGUCAUUUCGACCGCAAGCACAAUAUAGCUAUGCAAGCUAUCAAAGUCCUAUGGAUUAUUUCCAAUACACACAACCGUCCGCAGCUACAACGGCUACAAAUCCAUACGGGAUGGAGUCAUGGAAGUUUCAACCAAUGGGCUAA
Strongylus vulgaris is the source of this 396-nucleotide messenger RNA. NCBI's taxonomy places the organism in Eukaryota, Metazoa, Nematoda, Chromadorea, Rhabditida, Strongylidae. The record is from the annotation of a GenBank genome assembly.